This is a messenger RNA of Camellia sinensis, 1212 nucleotides long. RefSeq lists its product as uncharacterized. The record is from RefSeq and is a predicted model, not a curated record. Lineage: Eukaryota; Viridiplantae; Streptophyta; Magnoliopsida; Ericales; Theaceae.
AUGUGUCUCAUAUUCCCAGCAAGUUUGGGAGAACUGGGUCUGAAGUGGUUCGAAAGACUCCCGGAGGGGAGCAUCGGGGGGCAGCAACAACUAGCAGAGGUCUUUGUCACUAGAUUCAAAGCCAACACUCGAACACCGAAGGAGGUUGACCACCUCCUCUGCGUCGAGCUGGAAUCUGGAGGUUCUUUGAAGGCUUACAUUUCCAAGUAUUGGGAAACUUACAAUGAGAUCCUCGAUUGCCCCACCAAUCUUGGGAUCGCACAAUACAAGCGAGGUCUCCCAGUCGGACAUAGGCUGCAAGACUCGCUUACGAUGGAUCAGCCCAUAACCAUGAAGUCCAUGAUACAGCAAAUCAACGAACAUAUCCGAGUAGAAGAUGAUGCUAGCACUGCCACCGCAACCGAGAAGGCAAAUCUAGUUGUGGUGGGCAGAGGAGUGGCUAGGAAGGUUCACUCUGUGGGACAGGAGGACAACCGCUCUAAUGACCGAGCUAGAGACCAACAUCGCGAUUUAAACCGCAAUGAUAGAAACAAAAGUCGCAGAAACAACCGAGCUAACACUCUUCGUAAUGAAAAGGAAGAUGCCAGGAGGAAGUUGAAAGCACAAACCGGCAUCACCACUGUCUUUAAGAUCCCAAUUUACUACAUCCUAAAUGAGAUCCGAGGUGAGUCCUAUGUGCGUUGGUCGGCCAAAUUGGGAGAUACACCGAGGGGCUUUGACUCGAGGUAUCGCUGCACCUUUCAUGAAGAAAGGGGGCACCAAACGGAGGACUGUGUGCCGUUUAAACGACAUUUGGCGGAGCUGGUGGCGGUUGGGCAUCUGGACCAGUACAUAGACAGGGGUAUGGGGGCAACUCCGCAAGGACAGGCCAAGCUAAAUGGCCUUGCUGUCCUGGAUGUAGCACUCCAAGGUGCAAUCAAUGUCAUUCACGACACCAUCGAACCAGUGCGAGUUUGCGAGCUGAGGGAGAUGAUCAAGAAGGCUGAGCAUAUGAGGGAAGUUCCCUCUGUUCAACUUGUCGUGAAGAAAGGAAAGAACGAGGUAAAAGACGUCUUAACUUUUUCAAGCAAGGACUUUGAGAGAAUUCAAACGCCUCAUAAUGAUGCCUUAGUCUUGACCCUUCGCAUCGAGGACUUCGAUAUCAAAAGAAUUCUAAUUGACCAGGGGAGCUUGGUCGAGAUCAUGUAUUAUGACACGCGUUCAAACAAAUAA